This is a messenger RNA of Aspergillus wentii DTO 134E9, 1649 nucleotides long. RefSeq lists its product as uncharacterized. The transcript is spliced from 2 exons. The record is from RefSeq and is a predicted model, not a curated record. The coding region runs from base 160 to 1551 and encodes 463 amino acids. Lineage: Eukaryota; Fungi; Ascomycota; Eurotiomycetes; Eurotiales; Aspergillaceae. Gene Ontology annotation, molecular function: ATP binding; protein kinase activity. Gene Ontology annotation, biological process: protein phosphorylation.
UUCAAAAGGCAUUUAUACUACAAAUUCGGUGGACUUGCUGAUUUGCAUUAGAUCAGUGGUGGGUCGGGGUGAUCAAAGCUCACUGUGAACAUCUCCUGCGCCCUAACCCAUCCCAAGAUAUUCAUAAAAAUUUUUUGCAAUUGAAAGAAUGCGAAGACCAUGAUAAAAUCAUUUUUCUCGCUGAUGAGGCCGCCCUUACUCUCGUCCACCUCUUUCUCUCCCUGUCCGCUCUCGCCAUAUCUUCCCCAUCGAACAUCCCGUGCAUUCUCUGCUUCCACCUUCAAAUUAAUGUCGUCACCCAUGGAAAUGAGCCCUAUCCUAUAUAGGCCUAUUGAAUACGUGGAGAGAAUGGAAUAUUACGAACCUGGAGGGUAUCAUCCAGUGAAAAUCGGAGAUUACUUCCUCAAUCGCUAUCGGAUAGUCCAUAAGCUCGGCCAUGGCACAUAUUCAACCAUCUGGCUUGCUCAAGACGAGACAUCCAACAAAAAUGUGGCAGUCAAAGUGUGCAGGGCAAGCUUCAACGCCCUUGAGAUUGGUAUGCUGGCAAAGCUAUCAGCCCCUUCAUCAGACAGAGGCAGAGCUAUCAUUCCUUCCAUCUUGGAUAGGUUUAACAUCCAAGGCCCUAAUGGGGAUCACGUAUGUCUGGUAACCAGCCCGGCAAGGAUGAGUGUCUCUGAUGCGAAGAAGGAAUCAUGGAUUAGCCUCUUUCAACUUGAGGUAGCACGGGCGAUAGCAGCACAGCUUGUGAUUGCAGUCCAAUAUAUCCACUCACAGCGGUUCGUCCAUGGUGACUUACACCAGGGAAAUAUUCUAUUUCUACCAUCUUGUGAAUUCACUGCUGAACUACCUACUGAAAAAAUAUAUAAGAAAUAUGGCGAGCCAGAAUUCGAGCCAGUCAAUCGCUUAGAUGGCCAAAAGCUGCCGACAGGGGUACCAGAACACGGUGUAGUACCUAUCUGGCUUGGAGAAGCAAGUGAAAAUGUGACUCUUCUAGAAUCAAGAAUCCUCCUUUCAGAUUUUGGCGAAGCAUUUUCUCCAGCGCAAGAAAAAAAGUUCGAGUCUCAUGCACCUCUCUUAAUCCGUCCCCCAGAAGCUCGAUUUGAGCCUACAAAGUCUCUUACUUCCUCGUCCGACAUCUGGUCACUCGCAUGCACGAUUUGGGAUAUCAUUGCCCAGAAAACACUAUUCGAAGGGAUCAUGACAGACGAAGACGAUAUGACUUGUCAGCAGAUCGGGCUACUUGGCCCGUUACCGACCGAAUGGCAGGAAAAGCAUGGAGAAUCAAUUCACCAAUCCAAAUACCUAAAUCGAUCAUUAGAAGGCCACUUCGAAAAGACCGUGCAGAAAGCGCGUAUAAGGGCGAGGAUGCCGAGUCUUGGGUCAGAGGAGCAAAAUGCUCUGUUGUCGAUGUUUCGCUCGAUGCUGUCCUUUAAACCGGAAAAUCGACCAUCUGCUCAGCAGGUUCUUGAGUCCGAAUGGAUGGUGAAUUGGGCUUUGCCCGAGUAUGAAAAGAUUCGCAACAGUCAAUGCUAUAUGUGGCGGUGGUUAUAAAGAAAAGAAGCAGCUUUUAUGUGAACUAAAACUUCGAAAAACCCCGAAACAAGAAGACUAUGUAGGGCUCUAAGGAUGAAUGGAAACAAAAGAACCAA